AGACGUGGUCUGCCAAUCCAUGAAUUCACCAUGGUAAACGCACUGAUUCUCUUGGUGGGGAGUCCGCGGCUGAUAGCUGCCAUCCUGGCUACAGGGAUCGGAGGGACAUUCCAAUAUGGCUUUCAUAUAUCUGUUCUUAACUCCCCAUCUUUGUUCAUUAAGGAGCUGGUUAACCGGACCUGCAUACAGCGGUAUGACCUUUUCCUGGAGCCCUGGGGCAUUACCCUCAUCUGGUCCUUCAUCGUUUCCAUCUUCUGCAUUGGAGGCCUGGUAGGGGCACUGUGUGCGGGACAACUGGUCCUUAUUUGUGGAAGAAAGAGGUGCCUCUUGAUGAACAACAUAGUGGCCAUCGCCAGUGCGGUGAUGAUGCUGACGAGCGAAAGGGCAAUGUCUUUUGAAAUGAUUAUUGCUGGCAGAUUCCUGUAUGGAAUUAAUGCAGGCGUGAGUCUCACCGCUCACACCAUUUACAUAACGGAGUGCUCCCCCCGGAGGCUGCGCGGGAUGGUGGGCGUGACCGUCUCCAGCUUCGUUUCCAUGGGGAAGUUCUUCGGUCAGCUCUUGGGAUUGAGGGAGCUGUUGGGGACGAAGGAAAGGUGGCCUUGGCUCCUGGCCUUCAGUGGACUGACUGCUGCCAUCCAGCUCCUCGCCCUCCCCUUCUUCCCAGAGUCCCCCCGUUAUCUCCUCCUGGACAAGGGGGACCGGCAGGGGUGUGAGAGAGCCAUGCAGUGGCUGUGGGGGAGCAGAAGCUACGACUCGGAGAUCGAGGACAUGCUGAAGGAGAACGUGGCUCUUCGGGGCGGGCGCUCCCUCAGCGUGAUGGAGUUGGUCUUCAGGCGGGCCGAGCGCUGGCAGCUCCUCACCCUCCUCGCCACCUUUGUCACCUUGCAGCUCUGCGGCAUCAAUGCAGUGUAUCUCUAUUCUCUGGAAGUGUUUGUCGCUGCAGGGAUACGUCCAGACCAGGUGCACUAUGCUGCUUUGGGAACCGGCCUUUGUGAGGUCACAACUUCCUUGGCAUGUUUUGCUGUGAUCGAGAACACAGGGAAGAGGAUUCUGUUCUUCAGAGGUUACAUGGCCAUGUCCACCAUCUUAGUGCUUCUCACGGUGACCCUCAACCUGCAGGGACAGGUCACUUGGAUGCCAUACUGCAGCAUGGUGCUGGUCUUCACCUUCAUCUUCUUCUUUUCAAGUGGACCAGCUGGAAUAACGGCCUCCUUACCCGGGGAAAUCUUCAUGCAGUCGUCCAAAGCAGCCGCGUUCACCAUUGCCUGCUGCAUCAACUGGACAGGCCUGUUUCUCAUUGGGAUGCUCUUUCCCCUGGUGGUGGAUGGAAUGGGCCCCUACAGUUUCCUCAUCUUCCUCGGCUUCUGUUCCUUCACCGGAGUGUUUGUGUGGCUGAACGUUCCGGAGACGAAGAACAGAACGCCGCUGGAGAUCACAGAGGAGUUUGAGAGAAUGCACACCAAAGGUCCGAAGCAUGAGUUUGGUAAACAAGGGCAUGAGAUGAUUCGGACAGUCCUCGCAACAAAACUCUGAGCCUAGACAAAAGUGGAGCCCUCUCAUUUCAUAUAUGUGCUUUUUUGUUCUCUGUACAAAAAAUAAUAAUAAAUCCACACGUUGCCGUGUGGAGAUGUACGUUUACGUGCCGUCAAUUAGAGUGUGACUGCAACUGUGGUCCCGGAGUCUAGGAGAUAUUACAGGUCCAUCAAGCCUAUAAUUGCAUUUGCCAUAAUUCUGUAAUUAUAUUAAUCACAAGCCUUAAUGAACACAGGUGACCAUGUACUCGAGGUACACUGCAGUUUACCUUUCAGACUCUGAAUGCUCAGGCUCAGGCUCUUAAUAAUCCAUUCAAACUCUCGCGAUCAAGUUUGGAUGGAAAAAAAAAACUCCCCACAACACUACUGAUAAUGAAAGCUAGGGGCCUAUCCUGAGCUGUUAGAAAGUUGUGUUAUUUUAUCAGUGCAAUCAUUUUGUUACGUUGAUGACUUAAGUGUUUUGUUAAUUGACUCGAUAUUGAUUACAUUAUUUUUAAUUCCUGUUAAUAUAAAAAUGCCCUAUUUGAGAUGAUUUCUGGGUCUAUAAUUAGGGUUAGGCUUGAUGUUAGGAAAAAGGUAUGUCUUAGGACUGAGUCAAGAUCAGGGUUGUGUUCAUGAGAUUGGGAAAAGGUAAGAACAAGGGUUACUCUUUGAUUUUGGAUGAGAUGUAACACUAUAGCCAUAUGUAUUUGCAUA
Messenger RNA from Anguilla anguilla (European eel), 2228 nucleotides. It is a transcript of the gene slc2a11l, whose product is annotated as solute carrier family 2 member 11, like. The record is from RefSeq and is a predicted model, not a curated record. Lineage: Eukaryota; Metazoa; Chordata; Actinopteri; Anguilliformes; Anguillidae. Gene Ontology annotation, cellular component: membrane. The transcript is spliced from 12 exons. Bases 31 to 1533 code for a protein of 500 amino acids. Gene Ontology annotation, biological process: monosaccharide transmembrane transport. Gene Ontology annotation, molecular function: hexose transmembrane transporter activity.